This is a messenger RNA of Meloidogyne enterolobii, 669 nucleotides long. NCBI's taxonomy places the organism in Eukaryota, Metazoa, Nematoda, Chromadorea, Rhabditida, Meloidogynidae. The record is from the annotation of a GenBank genome assembly.
AUGGAGUAUGAGAUGAGUAAAGAAAAUAGUUCCCUUUCAAAGUGUUUGUGCUUUAAAAGGGGUCUUCAUUAUUUUGAAGCUUUCCUUCCUUCUAAGAAGCCAAAAGAACCUUCUUCAUCAAACAAGGAAGACUGCAUAAAUCGGCUUAUCAAUUUAAUUAUUAAUUGUAAAGUGUUUAUUAGAGAUUUAAAUUAUGAUGGAGAAGAAGGCUCUUUGAUUGAUAUAUUCUCUUUUAUGGAGAAAGAUGAGAAGUUGGAGGGGACUUUGAAAAAGAUUUUUGAGUUGUCUAAAAUACAAAGUAAAAAAUUGGAUAAAGCUAUAAAUGAGAAGAUUUAUAGAGAACAUUUGGAAAAUAAAGCUAUGGAGUAUGAAGAAAGAAAAGAAUGCAAAAAUGCAAUUGUGGAAGGUGCUGGCCCAGUUGGUUUGUAUGCUACCUUCAAACUUUUUAUUGGUAAAUCUUUAUUGUUUUAAUAGUUUAAAGAACAACAAAGCGUUAAAAGUUGUCGCAAACCCUUUAUAUUUACAUUUAAAAAGUGGAAAAAUACAUAUAUAAAAAGAGAUCUGAGAGUAGGGAUUAAUAAUUUUUAUAUGAAGUGCAAUGCUUAUUAAGAAUAAUUUAAGUGGUGAUAACAAUCUUUUUCGUUGAUAUUUUUUCACUUUAUUGCCGAU